Messenger RNA from Cetraspora pellucida, 933 nucleotides. NCBI's taxonomy places the organism in Eukaryota, Fungi, Glomeromycota, Glomeromycetes, Diversisporales, Gigasporaceae. The record is from the annotation of a GenBank genome assembly.
AUGGAACUUCACGAUUAUCCUAGAAAACCUGAAAUCGAAUACAAAGAUCCUUCUACUGGCACUUAUCAUUAUACUAUUAUCUCUGAAGGAUACUAUCCAUCACCACCUGUUCUUGUCAGGACUCAAAGAAAAAAAAAAUAUAAAACACGAAACAUUACCUGCACUAUUAAUUAUAUACAUCAAUGUAUUGAUGAUAAAAUGCAAUUAAAACCUUGUUUUAAAAUCGAAUAUAAUAAUGGUCAUCAAACAAUCGAGUCUUGGCGAAGUGCAACUCAUGCAGCAAAUUUAUUUGUACAGAUGUAUAAUCCUAAUGGAAAAUCAACACUAUCUGGAACUAUAGUAUUUGGGCUGCAGCUUAAAUGUGUAGAACAAGCUAGAGAUUCUCAUCGUCAAUCUAAUGCUCUUCGGCCCCUUGAAACUCUUAGUAAUUCUGCAAAAAGAUCUCGAAUCAAACAAAUUGGUGAAAAAAUGCGUGAUUAUAUUAAUCAUGAAACAACACAUUUACAUCAUAAGGACAAACUACAAAUAAAAUCACUUGUUUUGUCAGUUGAUGAUCAAAAUUGGAUAGUUAAUUAUUCAAAAGAUAUGACAUUUGAAAAAAUCAAAAGCCAAGCAUGUGUUUGUGUAAUGGAUAAAUUAGAUUGUGAAUAUAUAAUUAGUAAUAAAAAGCUUAAUCUUGACAAAAUAAUGCAAGAUAUUAUACCUCUUUAUAUUAUAGAUAUUAAUAUAAAUAGUUCAACAAUUUUUGCAACAAAUAAUGAAGAAAUUCAUAUUGAUAAUGAAGAAAUAAUUUAUGGUGUAACUGAAUCAGUUGAAAAGGCUAGUUAUAGAAGUAUAAAAGAUAUUUUGAAGUAUAUAAUUCCAUUUUAUAUUGAAGAAAAUAUAUUAGAUCCUAGUAAUCCUCUAAUUAUGCUACGAAUAUUAGGAAUGUAG